Messenger RNA from Scylla paramamosain (green mud crab), 1388 nucleotides. RefSeq names its product von Willebrand factor A domain-containing protein 5A-like. Lineage: Eukaryota; Metazoa; Arthropoda; Malacostraca; Decapoda; Portunidae. The record is from RefSeq and is a predicted model, not a curated record. The transcript is spliced from 7 exons. The coding region runs from base 475 to 840 and encodes 121 amino acids.
GCCCUCAUGACUCGAGAAGACCCUGACUCAAGCGACAUUCUCACGCUUAACCUCGGCAACUUUCCUGCGGGAACGAGGGCCAAGGUCACCCUUCGUCUGGUGAUGGAGUUGAGGGUUGAGACAGACGGCAUCAUCAGCUUUGUUUUGCCCACAGUACUCAACCCGCGCUACACCCCUGCUGACCACCCUCGCAGGCAAGAUUGGGACUGGAGGUGGGAGGAUCGAGGGGUGUAUGUGACACAGCCUUACUCCAUGGAGGUGAAGGCACAAGUAUGUGGUAACCACCAGAUAUCUCGGAUCGUCUCCCACACUGACCCACUCAACGUGACCCUGACUGAUGAUGCCAUGUCUGCCCAGGUGAGCCAGGACGGAGGGUUCAGCUGCGACCACGGCUGGAGCAUGCUGGUGUACUACAGGAGUGCCUAACGGCCCCACCUGUUGCGGGAGACCGGUGAACGCUCUGCCACUGGGAUCAUGAAGGAUGACCUGCUCAUGCUGAACCUCUUCCCAGAGGUGCCCACCAACACCUACUCCAGCAGGAAUGAGAUUAUCUUUGUCAUCGACCGCUCAGGAAGCAUGCAUGGGGAAAAGAUAGAGAGUGCCCGGGCAACACUUCUUCUGUUCCUGAAGAGUCUGCCUCUGGGUUGCCUCUUCAACAUUGUCAGCUUCGGCUCAUCCUUCUCAGUGCUCUUCAAGAAGGGGAGUCGUGUGUACUCAGAGGCAACGCUGCGUGAGGCAUGCCAGCUGCAGGCCGCGAUGAAAGCCGACAUGGGGGGCACAGAAAUCCUGGCGCCACUCAAGGACAUCUAUGACAAGCCACCCAUACCUGGCUACUCAUGACAGAUUUAAGGUACAUGUCGCAUUCUUACUCACAGCAGCAGCGUGAUUUGUCCGAGAGGGAAAAACAAAGAAAAGAAAAUGUGAAAAAUGUUAAAAAUAUAUCUUUCAAGAGAAAGAAAAAUUAAAAACGUGAAAAUGUGAAUAAAAGUAAAAAAUAAAGAAGAAAAAUAAGAUAUUGUAAUACAAUUAUGUAUGUGUGUGAAAACCGUAACGUAAAAAAUAAAACAGAAAAAAGGAAAUAAAAGAAAAAUAGUAAAAUGAUGUAUAUCAAUGGGAAAAACGGAACUUGAAAAGGACAAAAAAAAAAAAGGAAAAAAAAAAUUCAAAAUUAUUGAAGCAUGUGUGAAAAAAAAGUUAAUUUGAUGAAGAGGAUAAAUUAGCUUUUUUUCCUGCAUAAACUUGAGCCUUGCUUUUCAUGCGGCAAGAAAAACAAAGUAAAACAAUGGACGUGUUUGUAAAAAAAAAAUGCAAAGAAAAAGAAAAAAAAAUGUAACAAUUAUGGAUGGAUUCAUCCAAGAGAAUGAAAUUACACGAAGGAAAACGAAAAU